This is a messenger RNA of Ostertagia ostertagi, 603 nucleotides long. NCBI's taxonomy places the organism in Eukaryota, Metazoa, Nematoda, Chromadorea, Rhabditida, Trichostrongylidae. The record is from the annotation of a GenBank genome assembly.
AUGUGGACAUGCUUUAUUGUUGGGCCUUUCAUUUGGUUUUCUUCACGAGCUCAUCAUCGGGACAAGGACAAAUCCAUAAUUGAUAUUUUGCGGCUAGCAGUUGCGACAUUUUGCUGGUAUGCCAGCAUUUGGCAAUUUCAUCGAUUGAUGCAAUGGACUUCUCGUUGUGACCUCAGUAUUCGAUAUUCUCGAACGAUGUGCAAAGAGAAAGGUGGUGUAUGGAUUCCAGGAUUCGACAUUUCUGGACACUGCUUCCUCUUGAUAUACAGCAUGCUGGUAAUGGCAGAAGAGGCACAUGCAUUCCGAGAGUGGCAGCAGGUCGUUCAUCGUGACGACGACUGUGGUAUUGUAAUGAGAGAGCGACAGGAGAGGCGAGUGAAGCUAGCGCAAUACUUCGUUGUUGGCAUGCUUCUUUUGAACAUUGUUUGGAUCAAACAGCUAACGAUCUCUAUUUUGUACUACCACAUAAUGAUCGACAAGGUUGCCGGUGCAUUGGUAGCUAUAUUCUGGUGGUACAUUACUUAUCAUAUUCUCUACCCGAAUGGUUUCCUGCAACCACCUAUUCAUCGCAUUAAACCACCAACCAUAACUAAACGACGAUAG